AUGAGCACGUCAGACGCCUGCUACACCAUCAUCCACCAGUCCGACGCCGACGAGGAGAUCAGGCCCGAGACUCUCCGCCAAAGGAUCGAAAAGGGCUCGGACGAGGUCAAAAUCGAGACCAUGCGCAAGGUCAUCUUUACUAUGCUCAAUGGCGACCCUCUCAACUCCCUCCUGAUGCCCGUCAUCAUGAACGUGAUGCGCUCCCGUAACAAGCAGCUCAAGAAGUUGGUCCACUUUUAUUUGGAGAUCUGCCCAAAGACAAACCCUGACGGCAAGCUCAAGCAGGAGAUGAUUCUCGUCUGUAACGCGUUGAUGGGCGAUCUUCAGCACCCUAACGAGUACAUCAGAGGAUCGACCCUUCGCUUCCUUUGCAAGCUUCGCGAGGCCGAGUUGCUCGAGCCCUUGUUGCCCUCUGCCCGUUCCUGCUUGGAACAUCGCCACUCAUAUGUCCGUAAGAACGCCAUCUUCGCCAUCUACACUGUCUACAAGCACUUUGACUACCUCGUCCCUGACGCCCCCGAGUUGAUCCACGCCUUGUUGCUUCAGGAGGCCGAUAUGGCUUGCAAGCGCAACGCCUUUGUUAUGUUGGUCAACUGCGCUCCCGAGUUGGCUGUCGAGUAUCUGGAGGCCAACAUCAAUCAGGUCCCCAACAUGGACGAGUUGCUUCAGAUGGCUAUUGUCGAUUUGAUCCGCAAGGACUGCAAGAACAACACCGCCAACAAGGGCAAGUACAUUCGUUGCAUCUUUGAGCUCUUGAACGCUCAGUCUCACUCUGUCAAGUACGAGGCUGCCACCACUUUGAUGGCUCUUACCUCCAACCCCGCUGCCGUCAAAGCUGCUGCCUCGUGCUACAUUGAGCUCAUUGUCAAGGAGGCCGAUAACAACGUCAAGCUGAUUGUCUUGGGACGUUUCGACGAGUUGCGCGAGAAGCACGAGAAGGUUUUGGAUGACCUCGUCAUGGAGAUCCUUCGUGUUCUUUCAAGCCCCGAUAUUGCUGUCCGCAGAAAGGCUGUUGGUAUUGCUCUGGAUAUGGUCUCGAGCCGCAAUGUUGAUGAGGUUGUUGGAUUCUUGAAGAAGGAACUCUCAAAGACUUUGGAUCAGGAUUACGAGCUGAACAUGGAGUACCGUCAGCUGUUGAUUCAGUCCAUCCACACCUGCGCUAUCCGCUUCUCAGAGGUCGCUGCCAGUGUCGUUCACGUCUUGAUGGAGUUCCUGGGCGACUCGAACAACCCCUCUGCCGUUGACGUCAUUGCCUUCGUUCGUGAGGUUGUUGAAAAGUUCCCCAACCUUCGCUCUUCGAUCUUGGAGCGCCUCAUGGAGACUUUCCCUGAGAUGAAGGCUGCCAAGGUUUUCCGUGGCGCCCUCUGGAUUGUUGGAGAGUACUGCUUGGAGGCUCAGGACAUUGAGGACGCAUGGAAGCAUAUUCGCACAGGUUUGGGCGAGAUCCCCAUUUUGGCAUCAGAGCAGCGUCUCUUGGACGAGGCUCAGAACGAGGACAACGAGUCCAAGACCCCCGAGACCAAGAGUUCUGCUCCCGUCCGCCGUGUCUUGGCCGACGGUACAUAUGCCACCGAGUCUGCUUUGGCCUCGUCGGUCUCUGCACAGUCCAAGUUGGAUGCUGUCAAGGCUGCUGCCAAGCCCCAGCUCCGUGCCUUGUUGUUGGGAGGAGAUUUCUACUUGGGCACCUCUUUGGCGUCGACCUUGACCAAGUUGGUGCUCCGUUACUCGGAUAUCAGCAACGAUCACCGUCGUCUUAACUCUCUUCGUGCCGAGGCUAUGUUGAUCAUGACCUCGAUCAUCCGUGUCGGUCAGUCCCAGUUCGCCAACUCGCCCAUUGACGAGGACUCGUACGAUCGUAUCAUGUCGUGCUUGCACGUUCUUGAGAAGUUCAGCCAGGAUCCUUUGAUGAAGCAGGUUUUCUUGCAGGAUACCAAGGCUGUCUUUGGUAAGAUGGUUCAAGCAGAGGAGAAGCGCAAGGAGGAGAAGCGUGCCAAGGAUAACAAGAACACUCGCGUCCAAGCCGAUGACUUGAUCACCUUCCGCCAGUUCUCGAAGGCUAAGCACGGGGAUGAGAAGGACGAGUACGAGCUCGACUUGACCCGUGCCACUGGCUCUGGAGAGUCCAAGGAAGAUUUGAUGUCGAAGCUCAGCCGAGUUGUGCAGCUCACUGGUUUCUCGGACCCCGUCUACGCUGAGGCGUAUGUGAAUGUGCACCAGUUUGACAUUAUGUUGGACGUCCUGAUUGUCAACCAGACCGCCGAUACCCUCCAGAACCUUGCGAUUGAGUUUGCGACAUUGGGCGAUUUGAAGUUGGUGGAAAGGCCCGGACAGCACACCAUUGCCCCCCACUCUUUCCACUCAAUUAAGGCCAACAUCAAGGUGUCGUCAACCGAGACUGGAGUGAUUUUUGGCAACAUUGUGUACGAUGGUCCUACGACUGGCGACAGCAACUGUGUUGUGUUGAACGAUAUCCAUAUUGAUAUUAUGGACUAUAUCAACCCCGCCUACUGCAACGAGACGCAGUUCAGGAGCAUGUGGCUCGAGUUUGAAUGGGAGAACAAGGUCAACGUCAACACCUCCAUCACCGACUUGCAACAAUACUUGAAGCAUAUUAUGAAGUCGACAAACAUGUCGUGCUUGACCCCGGAGGCAGCAUUGUCGGGCGAGUGUGGCUUCUUGUCGGCGAACAUGUAUGCGCGGUCAGUGUUUGGUGAGGAUGCGUUGGCGAACUUGAGCAUUGAGCGCCAGGGAGAUGGACCCAUUACGGGUCAUGUCCGUAUCCGCUCCAAGACCCAGGGUAUUGCGCUCAGCUUGGGAGACAAGAUUACGCUUGCUGCCCAGAAGGUGGCCACUGCUACUGCGUAA
Molecule: messenger RNA, 2865 nt
Organism: Linnemannia hyalina
Lineage: Eukaryota; Fungi; Mortierellomycota; Mortierellomycetes; Mortierellales; Mortierellaceae
Source: the annotation of a GenBank genome assembly